AUGGACUCUACCAUACACAUCUUGGGUCUUGGAAAUCUGGGAAAGCUCUUUGCGCACUCAUUAGCUACAAAACCAAACCCCCCUCCUCUAACAUUGUUACUCCAUCGCCCAAAACUAUAUGAAAUAGCCAAAGCCAAAGGACCAAAGAUUGGGAUUCAUCAUGACGGCGUUUGGAAUUGGGAGGGUCAAUAUAAUGCAGAGCUUGUGUCCAUGGAUGAUCUUCCAAGUCCCCUAGAUAUUAAGUAUAUAUCUAAUCUGAUAGUCACCACAAAAUCUCACAAAACGGCUGAGGCACUUUCCAUGAUUAAAUAUCGAUUUACCCCUUUGUCAACUAUAAUCUUCAUACACAACGGUAUGGGAGUGGUUGAAGAAGUCAAUAAGAGCAUCUUCCCAGAUCCUAAAGAAAGACCACAUUAUUUAUUUGGUAUAGCAUCUCAUGGUGUGUAUCGAACAGACGACUUCACAGCUGUCUUUGCAGGCCAUGGUUCCGUUAUCCUUGGUAAUCCAGGGGAUGAUAUUGAGAAGACUCCUCAUGGAAGCUAUCUCUUGCAACAAGUCAUUGACUCAAAACUUCUCGGCGCGAGUGAAGUUCCUUGGGACGAGUUCAAACUCCUUCAAUUGCAAAAAUUGGCUGUAAAUGCAGUCAUAAAUCCUCUCACUGCCUUGAACGAUUGUUUAAACGGUAUGAUUGUGGAACCUUCCAUGGUCGGAGGUAUAAGAAGUGACUUUGACGGUCUGAUAUCCGAAAUAAGUCAAGUCUUCUGUUCUCUUCCAGAACUUCAAGGAAUUCCGGGCUUGAAAGAAAGGUUUUCAACAGAAAGUUUGCGAAACGCCAUUUCGAAUGUUGCUUCGGCCACUUCACAAAACAGAAGCUCUAUGCUUCAAGAUGUUAGUAAGGGCAGUGAAACAGAAAUUCAUUAUAUUAAUGGAUACAUUGUGAGAAGAGCACAAGAGUUGGGUAUUGAGUGUCCUGUGAAUAUGAGGAUGGUUGCAGAUAUUCUCGCGGUAGCUGCAAAGUAG
Messenger RNA from Botrytis sinoallii, 1020 nucleotides. RefSeq lists its product as uncharacterized. NCBI's taxonomy places the organism in Eukaryota, Fungi, Ascomycota, Leotiomycetes, Helotiales, Sclerotiniaceae. Gene Ontology annotation, cellular component: cytoplasm; mitochondrion. Bases 1 to 1020 code for a protein of 339 amino acids. The transcript has a single exon. The record is from RefSeq and is a predicted model, not a curated record. Gene Ontology annotation, molecular function: NADP binding; 2-dehydropantoate 2-reductase activity. Gene Ontology annotation, biological process: pantothenate biosynthetic process.